Messenger RNA from Momordica charantia (bitter melon), 4956 nucleotides. The record is from RefSeq and is a predicted model, not a curated record. NCBI's taxonomy places the organism in Eukaryota, Viridiplantae, Streptophyta, Magnoliopsida, Cucurbitales, Cucurbitaceae.
UUUCAGUUCUAAUUUCUCUCGUUCUGCAGAACAAGAAGGUUUCGUUUCGAUGUUUCGUGGAUCACGUGCUGUUCUUGCGCUGAGAAAUGGGAAUUAGAUAAAUGGAAGAACAUUCGAAUAAAUGAAAGCGAAUAUGCUUAGAUCGUGCCAACUGCCAACGGCGUAUUUUCGUCGCGGUUCUUCCUUAAACGGGUUACGGUCGGCCAUCAAUCGGGUUUUCGAUUAUGUCAUGCUCGCGAUCCUCUGUGAUUAAUGGAGAGUCUUGACGUUGCCGAUUAACCAUGAAUAUUAUUAUUAGGUUCUUUCUUAUCUUCGAAUUGGUUGACCGCUUCAACAUUGAUUAGCUCGGUGGUUUAUCCAUCUGGGUUUCAUGUUACAAUUUUUUAAUUAAAUUGAUUGAUUGAUUGGCUGGUUGUUUGAUUCCGAUUGUUCUUGAGAUCGUAGUCUAGGAAAAUCGUGAUCUGGGUUACUCGUGUAUGUAGUUUUCUCUUUAGUUUUAGGAGUUUUGGUGAUAUAUGAUCCUACGAUCAUUGAGAUAAAACAUUGGCCCCUCGAUUUUAUGGGGGAAAUUAUAAAAAUUACUAUAUGAUGGCUGAAAAUUUUAUAGUUGUGAUCCGGGUGGUCUGAGGAAUCAGGAUAUUGGACGAUGAACGCUGUGGGGCUACUAGGUAGUUACAUUUCAAGGGGUGUUUAUACAGUUUCUGGGCCAUUUCAUCCGUUUGGUGGAGCUGUGGACAUUGUUGUAGUUGAACAGCAGGAUGGUAGUUUCAAAUCAUCGCCUUGGUAUGUCCGGUUUGGGAAAUUUCAAGGUGUUUUGAAGACAAAGGAGAAGGUGGUCAGCAUAAUUGUAAAUGGGGUUGAAGCUAAUUUCCAGAUGUAUUUGGAUCACAAAGGGGAGGCUUAUUUUUUGAGAGAAGUUGAUGUUGAAGGAGAAUCUGGAUUGUAUCCUUCAUUUUCAGGUGAUGUGGCUGAUGGGAAAUUGCAGCUGGGUCUGGAUGGUAGAAGUAUCCUUAGUUCCAAAAGUUGCAAUUAUGAUGCUAGGUGUUCGAUAGAUGGGAUUGAGAAGAGUAUAGAUAGUGGGAAGAUAAUGAUGAAGAGUAGCUCCCAACGGACACAGGUACUUGGAUUUGCUUGGGGUCGUAAAUCAAUCAAAGAAGAUCAUCAUCAGGACACAUCUGUUGCAAGGGUUGACUCACUAGAGCGUGCUGAGAUUGCAGCUGAUCUUUUAGAGGUUAGGUGGUCUACCAAUCUUCGUGCAGAAAAGGUUGAGAAAGCAGAUACUUCCAAGUUUUCUUCCAUUGAUACUUCAGAUGACAAGGAUGAGGAAAAUUUGAAGAGAGAUGAUGGGAGCGGCUGCCUGACAUCAGCUGUAGAAGGUAACAUGGGGAAGAGUCUUGAUGAAGACUGUGGUUCCUGCAGCGAGCAAGUAACCAAUGCCUCUCAAUGGGAAUUGGAAAACCUAGAGCUGUCUACUGAGGUUAGUAAGGAAAUGUCAAGUUUAAACACCAAGGAUCAAGUGGUUGAAACUUCCACUAUUGGGGAAAAGGUUUUUGAAGGAAAAUAUGAGGUUAAAUAUGCAUCAAGAGAUAUUGAACAGAAUGCUAAAGAUACUAUGCAUGUGACAGGAACCAUCUCUGAGAAUACAGAGAUGUCAAGUUUAAACACAAAGGAUCAAGUGGUCGAAACUUCCAUUAUCGAGGGAAAUUCUUCUGAAGGGAAAUAUGAGGUUAAAUCUGCAUUAACAGAUGUUGAACAGAAUGUCGAAGAUGCUACGCAUGAGAUAGGAACCAUCUCUGAGAAUACAGAGAUGUCAAGUUUAAAUACAAAGGAUCAAGUGGUUGAAACUUCAAUUAUCGAGGAAAAUGCUUCUGAAGGGAAAUAUGAGGUUAAAUCUGCAUUGACAGAUGUUGAACAGAAUACCGAAGAUACUACGCAUGAGAUAGGAACCAUCUCUGAGAAUACAGAGAUGUCAAGUUUAAAUACCAAGGAUCAAGUGGUUGGAACUUCCAUCAUCUGUGAAAAGGCUUUUGAAGGGAAAUGUGAGGUUGAAUCUGCAUCAAGAGAUAUUGAACAGAACGCUGAAGAUACUAUGCAUGUGACAGGUACCAUCUCUGAGAAUACAGAGAUGUCAAGUUUAAACACCAAGGAUGAAGUGGUUGAAACUUCCAUUAUUGGGGAAAAGGCUUUUGAAGGAAAAUAUGAGGUUAAAUCUGCAUCAAGAGAUGUUGAACAGAAUGCCGAAGAUACUGUGAAUGUGACAGAAACCAUCUCUGAGAUGUCAAGUUUAAACACCAAGGAUGAAGUGGUUGAAACUUCCAUUAUUGGGGAAAAGGCUUUUGAAGGAAAAUAUGAGGAUAAAUCUGCAUCAAGAGAUAUUGAACAGAAUGUCGAAGGUACUAUGCAUGUGACAGGAACCAUCUCUGAGAGUACAGAUUCCAAAUCCCAGAUUUCAUUGUUGAAGGAUUGUGACUUAUAUUUUGGAGAGAACUUUAUUGGACGGUGUUUAUCUGAUGAAACAAGUAUUUUUUCCGAAGACAAAAGUGUACCUGAUGGAGUCCAAUCCUUGAUAUUCCAUGAAACUUCCAAGAGCUCGAUGUUGAAUUUGGAUGAUUCAGGGGUACUGACUCAUAAAGACUCCCACCUGGCUAAUGGAGAAUGUGAGAUCAUCGGUGUUCAUACUGAGGAAUUGCAUGUGACAACUGAAGUUCAUCCUAAGGAUACAGAGUCUAGUGUGGUAGCAGAAGAUUUUGAGAUAGAAACUGAAAAAAUUGUUCUUGUGAACUAUUCUCAACAAGUGGAUCGUUAUAGUACUUGCGUUUAUGAAGGCAACACAAUGGACCAAGAAAAGCCACUGACAUUCGCAGCUUCCCAUACUCAAAUAGUCUCCACAGAUGUGCCUGGUUCAGUUAAAGAAUUGCAGUCCGAGAGCAUACAAUCAAGUUUCAGCUCGGAUUUUCAAGACGACAAAGGUGUGGAUGGAAGUGUCACAAGCAAGUUCCAAAAAUCUUUGAAUUCGACUGGUUAUAGAGUCAUAACAGAAGAAAGUCAUAUGAUGCCGUCAACGAGUUCUGAUGAUGAACAAUUCCUUUUCAGUGAUUUUGAUGUUUCAAAAACCAAGGAAAUUGGAAAUGUUGAGUCAGACGGCCAAGAUUGUAAUGAUAAAGAAGAUGAUCCGAGUAGCAUUGAUGAAGAGAAUAUAUUUGUAAAUAGAAAUACUGAGAUAUGCGCUUCUCCAGAUGGUCACGAGAUCUUCAAUCAGGGGAUGGCAAGUCCCAUCACAAUUCCCCAAAGUCAUCCAAUUUCUAGCAAAGAAGUUGAGCGUCAGGCAGCUUCAUUACCCAAUAUGCAGGCUGGCAACAACAAUCCAAUUGACUGUGAGAUUAAUUAUUCUCAAAGCCAUUCUGUAGACUCAAAUUCCGAAUCAUUCAAGUGGAUGGAAUUAUGUAAAGAUAAUUCAAGCUCCAAGUUCGGUGGAGGUGGAGAACAGAAAGUGGAAGAGGAACAGUCAAAAACCGAAGAAUCCCUGGUUUCAGAAGAACUCAAAAGUAUUCUUCCUAACACUACAGUGGGUAGUCCAGCAGAAGCUACUGUUGACCCAGUUGGAAAUUGGAAACUUUGGCCUUUCUCUUUCAAAAGAUCUAAUUCCAGGAAAGCAACUCAAUCAGCUGUUGACGAUUACACAAAUUUUGAUAUUAAGAAGGCUUCAGAUAAGAACAUUGGCAUGGAUGGAGAAGCAAGUAUCUUUAAGCACAAGGAAGAGAAAAAGAUGGUUAGGUCCAUAUCGCCAACAUCAGAGCAGCUGGCGUCCUUAAAUCUCAAGGAAGGGGGAAACAUGGUAACUUUCACAUUCUACACUCCAGUUCUGGGGAAGCAACAGGUUGAUGCCAGGAUUUAUUUGUGGAAAUGGAAUACUCGCAUAGUGAUAUCAGAUGUGGAUGGGACAAUAACAAGAUCGGAUGUUCUGGGUCAAUUUAUGCCCUUUGUUGGAAUGGAUUGGUCACAGACGGGUGUUACAAAUUUAUUUUCAGCUAUAAAGGAAAAUGGGUACCAAUUGCUUUUUCUUAGUGCACGUUCAAUUUCUCAGGCCUAUCACACCCGUCAAUUUCUUUUCAACCUUAAGCAGGAUGGAAAGGCUUUGCCAGAAGGGCCUGUUGUUAUCUCCCCUGACGGGCUUUUCCCUUCCCUAUUUCGAGAAGUUAUUCGGCGGGCUCCUCAUGAGUUCAAGAUUGCAUGCUUGGAGAGAAUCAGAGAACUAUUUCCUCCAGACUGCAAUCCAUUUUAUGCUGGUUUUGGAAACAGGGAUACUGAUGAAUUCAGCUACCUCAAAGUUGGUAUACCAAGAGGAAAAAUCUUCAUUAUCAAUCCCAAGGGGGAGGUUUUUGUAAACCGUCGCGUCGACACAAAAUCGUAUGCAUCCCUUCAUACUCUUGUCAAUGGCAUGUUUCCUCCCAUAACCUCGUCCGAACAGGAGGACUUCAAUUCAUGGAAUUACUGGAAACUACCACCUCCCAUGGUAGAUUUUUAAAGUUGUCCACCUGAAAUAUUCCCGUUAUGCCGAAGAUCUCCUUGAAGCCGGGCAUCAUCUCUGCGCUAACAUAUUUCAGAUGGGUUUCUUAGCUAAAUUCAUUGGUGGAGAUUAUUAAACUCUUGGAUCCAUUGACAAUCGGUCGAAUCGAUUGCCGCCAAAAUUUUCCUGCAGAAUGAAUCAGUCCAUAUUUCUUGCUGAUCUCUGCUGAGUUGAAAUUUUUGUGUAACAUACUUGAUAUAGUGUUACUGUACAGUCUGUUGUUUCGAUCCACCAAGAGUUUAGCUUUUGUAAGUAUGUAGUUGAAAUGCAUAGGUAAAUAAUUAAGUUCCAUAAGUUUAUGUAUUUAUUUCCUUUUAGGGAAGAAAUUGAGAGGAAAAUCCUUGAAACGUGGAAUAAAUUCCCAUCUUCUUGUUUGCUUGUUUUGUACA